Messenger RNA from Rotaria sp. Silwood1, 343 nucleotides. NCBI's taxonomy places the organism in Eukaryota, Metazoa, Rotifera, Eurotatoria, Philodinida, Philodinidae. The record is from the annotation of a GenBank genome assembly.
AAAAACACGUACACAAGUAUUAAAAGAACGUGAUCGUUUAGGACAUUGUUUUUAUCGUUUUUCAUGUGGUGAAAGUGAUGCUGAUGUAUAUGAUCGUGCAUCAUUAUUUCUUGAUACAUUAUUUCGUGAAAUGGAUAAUGGACAUCAUGAUUCAACACAAAAUAUACUGAUUGUAUCACAUGAACUAUUCAUAUGUUUAUUUCUCAUGCGUUAUUUUCAUUGGAAAGUCGAUCAGUUAAAUAGUUUGAAAGCAUUAGAUAAUUGUGAAAUAUGUGAAUUAAUAAAAAAGGAUGGUGUCUAUACACUUGAUGGACAUACAAGACCACCAACACAAUCAUCAUAA